UCGUUGCUGCAACCGCUUGUAUGCUCUCCAAUGCAACCGUCGGCUUGAUUUGUGUUUACCUUUUUUUACUUUCCAAAAAAUUUUACGACCGCUUACCUCAAACUACUCGCUAAAGUGUUCAGAAAUGCCUAAAUCGCCAUUUGGUGGCAGCAAUAUGCGCAUUAGCUGGUGUGUUUGUUUUUCCAUUCCCAGUCCCAGCAUGGUCACCAUGGUAACUUGAGGCUGGCAACACACCGACCAUCGCAGGGUCAGCUCCAUCGCAACCCUCGGCCAGUGCGGACAAAUCAAUAAUGGCGUUCCGGGAUGUACGAGAUCUGGCGGAGCAGCUGAAGCUUCUCGGCUACCCGAACAGCAUACCGAUCUCCGUGCUCAGUACACCGUACGGUGGGCCGGAAAGCUUCAAAGCGUACUCGGACGUGCUGCAGUGGCUGAUCAACCGGCUCGAGCCGAACCUGGUGCUGGCGGGCGGGACCCGCACCGAGCAGGAGCGCAUCCAGUUUGUCCGGUCGGCGACCGAGUUCCUCGUGACGCGGUCCAGCAUCAAGGUGAACCCGCGCAAGCUGUACGCGAGCUCGGUGGCAGCGGCCAAGGAGCUGCUGAAGGUGACGGCCCUGCUGCUCUCCUCGCCCAAGGUGACCGGGCAGGAGGAGGAGCUGAUCAAGUCGCACGUCGAGAUCGACCUGUCGGACAAGCUCGACGAUCUGAAGAAGGUGCGCGGCCUGUCGUCCGAGCUGACGAACCGCGGGGCCGCCCUGUACGAUCUGCUGCAGAAGGAGCUGCUCAACCGGGAGGUGCGGAACGUGCAGUCGACCCGCUCGCUCGAGCUCGGUGCCACGGAGAAGAUCAUCAAGGGUGCGAUAGGGUCGCUGCAGUCCCGGCUCGCCAGCGCCCGGGCCGCGCUCGACGGGCUGCGGGCGGACAACGCGAACCUCGCGGCCAAGAGUGCGCGCAAAGCGUCCGAGCUGGAGCGGUCACGCCAGCGGCUCCAGGCGCUGCAGAAGGUGCGGCCCGCCUACCUGGAGGAGUUUGAGAAGCUCGAGCAGGAGCUGAAGGCCCUGUACGAGCAGUACAUCGUGCGGAUCCGGUGUGUGGACGCGCUGCGGUCGCAGCUGAUCAGCAAGAAUCGGACGCCCACACCGACGUCGCCGGUCGCGCGGAUCGCCGACAGCAGCAUGACGAUCCUGCCCGAGGGGCUGAUCGAGUCGGAGGACGAGAACGAGGAGGAGGACGACUUUGACGAGCGGGACGACGUGAAGCUGCGGACGGAUCGGCGCGUGCUGCGCAGCGAGCUGCUGAACCGGGAUCACCGCGGGUCGACCCGGUUCCGGUCGCGCAUCGAGGGCGCCUCGCCGAGCGGCAAGGAGCGGUCGAAGAUGAUCGGCAGCAUCGAGGACGAGCUGGGACCGCUCGACAGCUCGAUGAGCUCGGAGGAGUCGGAAAGCGAGCUCGAGAUGGGCGGCAAUCGGUUGAUCGAUGGCAGCCUCCGCACCGAUGACGACGAGGACGAAAGCUUGGCUAAAAUGCCCCGCGAAAGCUCCACCAUCAACCGUAGCGCAAAGGUGGACCUGAGCGAUGAGGAUUUUUAGAUGUUUUUUUAUGGAAUCGCUUUCCCGUUUCGGACACUCCCAGUGCUGCAAAAUGUCACUGUCAAUGUCAUGAAAAAAUCUGACUGAAACAAAAUCCAUGUCAGCGUCACGUACUCAAUUGUGAUUAGAAGUGAUACUUAAAAUGAUAUUCAUGACAAAUUCCGGCUGAAACAAAAUCAUAUCAGCGUCACGUGCUCUACUGUGAUGAUCAGAGGUGAGACUCAAACAGUUGGUGCGACCAUCACAUGCUUGGUGACAUUGUGUGCAGCCACCUCUUGGUCAGUCACUUGGUCGCGACAUAUUCUGUCGGUGAUCAUCCCGUUGGUCAUGGGACAUAUGCGGUACGCAGCGAGUGAUUCCAAGCAACAAAAUGAACAUGGUUUCUCGCUCUGUUUGACCCGACAGACAAUCAAAGCUUACAGAGCGAGAAAGAGUGUCCAUUUAGUUGCUUAGGACCACACGCCAAGUAUAUUCCAAGAAUGUCGUGACCAAGUGAGUGAUCGAGAGUUGGGUGCUACAAAAAGUGUCACCAAGCAUGUGAUUGAUCCAUCCACUGUAUGAAUCUCACUCUCUGGUCAUCACAGUUGUGUACGUGAGCUGAUUUGAGUUUCGUUUUUAGUCAUGAGUGUUGGUGACUGAAACAGUGAUAUUGACAGCACUGGUCACAGCCAGAAAAAGUCAUGAUUAUGCUUGUGAGUCAGAGUGUCGCGAUUGACUCAAGCACUCGCAUGUCGUGUUCGACAUUUCAUGACGCGUUUUCAUCGAGUAUCAGCAAUGAACAUCAAGCUACCAUGGAUAUGUUCAUUGUUUUUGUUGGUAAAUAUCUCGUGAUGAUCAUGACAUUUUGCAGCACUGGGCAUACUAUUGCAACAUCCAACAAAACACAAAGCAUGCACAUUGCACUUAUGGACGGUAAACAACGGUAAAACAUAGGUUUAUACAAAUACUAUACAAUAGAGGGAAAAACAAACUCACACAUACACACAUACAACACACACUCACACAUUUACAAUGUAGUGAAUAACAGGAGGUUCGACUAAAACGACUAAAAUCUGCUUGAGCAAC
Messenger RNA from Anopheles gambiae (African malaria mosquito), 2651 nucleotides. It is a transcript of the gene Cluap1, whose product is annotated as clusterin-associated protein 1. The record is from RefSeq and is a predicted model, not a curated record. Lineage: Eukaryota; Metazoa; Arthropoda; Insecta; Diptera; Culicidae. Gene Ontology annotation, biological process: cilium assembly. The transcript is spliced from 3 exons. The coding region runs from base 291 to 1586 and encodes 431 amino acids. Gene Ontology annotation, cellular component: intraciliary transport particle B; cilium; centrosome.